AUGUCGUCGGUGAAUCAGUCCAUCUUGAUGGCUGGGGAGGACCCCCUCAUCAAGGCUCUCCCUCCAGCCACUGACUACCUCACUUACCUCACUUUGCUGGAAUAUCAGCUAACCCCCGCCCGCCUGCCGACCUUGCACAAGCUCCUCCAAGAUGAGGUCCUGACAACGAAUAUCGGCUGGGACUUGGUAAAGAUCCUUCUUCCCAUGCUACCAGAGUCCCAAGAGUGUCUGAAGGAUGUGGCACGCCUUGGGAAUCCCAGGGAAGUUAUCUUGCGGGUAUCCGACGCUCUUAUGCAGCUACAUCCCGCCGAAGACGACGAAGAGGACUCUGACAAACAGCUAGAGACACAGCUCGAGGAUGUCAACCUAGACGGUAAUGAAGCUAAAGCAUCGACAAAGACCAUCCCUCUUCACGUUCUCAAGUUCAACACCCUCGUUGCGAUGCUCUCCACCCUUCAUUCCCGUAUACAGACAAAGUCUCCCAGCCGGUUCCUGGCAACGUCCCUACAGGCAGUACUGGAAGCAUACACCUCGAUGCCAACGAAUGAGACCACAAUCGCUCUGCUCGAAUUUCUUAGAGACGUAUCUCCCAGCAAACGACCCCCGCCGCCGCCCAGGGCACCCAGCGAUUCGACAGUACUUCGAGUUGCCGAAGCGUCUGCCCCGGACCCUGAAGCCGAAGUCAGCUCGCCAAACCCGGCUAGAAAUGAGGAGAGUGCGUUGAUUAGAAGAUUCCUCCAGUUUGGGUUGAUCGAGCUCCUCAAAUCGUAUCUUUUGAGCUGUUCCGGUCCAAUGGACCCUGGAAUGUCGUGGGCUGUUCGAGUACAAGAAAAACUACAUCCGGAAACACGCAUGCCAGGAACGGCAUCACCGACAAACGUCUAUAUGGAUAACAAGCAACUCGGAGAAAGGGAUAGCAUUGUUGCUAAAAUCACAGCACUGUCCCAAGAUUUCGGCCUAACCGACGAAGAGCUUCUAGAAGUCGUCACCCGGGCUCCCGAGACGCAGCCUCCACCGUUGGACUUUGAAGAGCACCCGAAGAAGGCAGAAGACAUCCCUCUCGAAAGACAUGGGUCGUUGCUGCUCCUUGCAGCACGGGCAGCGGUCGAGAAGUUGUUCUCGCCCGGAAAGGCUUCGAAAGCUUCUCCGAUUAAGGUCUAUCCUGACCUUGCGCGGAUCUUUGACAACUUUGUUGGGAGAUUCUGCAAGCUGGAUGAGGUCGCUUUCGAACAGCCGCAUGUGCUGCUCGAUUCUCUGCUUGCGUUGACGGUUUUAUCCCUGCAAAACCCAAUAUCAGCACCGUCGGAUGAGACCGAGUUCGCAGACUUUGUCGUCUCGUUGACAGCAUGUACUGUUCGCCAGACAUACAGCACAAUCCGGAGCAUCCCUGCCGCGGUCAUUCAUGAAAAUCCUUCGCAAGUUGCUCGCUUUAAGGUAAUCCGAAAGGUGUUAGAGGACAAGUAUUACGGAACCAUCAAAGACCGAGCAAUUGAUUGGCUCAAGAAAGAGAUUCUAGAAGCAGCCAAAGAGCCCCCUGGUCCCGAGCCAAGCAUCUUCCUCAAUCCCCACUAUUUCUCUGUCCUCUUUCCCCUCAUCUUCGCCUCCCCCGUAAUGGAACUUGAUGUGUCCGCCGACCUUGUGACGGCCUGGGUCCGGUUCACCCAGAAAUCAAGUCCCUCGAUCCAUUCGGCGCUGAAUCUCUACUACAUUUUAAUAUCAUCGGACGAACUGCGCGGCAAACUACAGCUCGAGAAGACUUACGUAUACUUCCGUCAUCGGUUUCUGGAGCCUCUGAAAGCAAUCUGCGGCGCGUUCACAGCUGAUCUUACUGCGAACGGCGGAGACGGAAAGAUCGAGAGCUCGGUGGGCGAGGACAUGGUCAAAGUGGGGACGGCACGGUCUGUCAAUCUGAUCCUACACAUCGUGGAACAGGUCGAGGACGCAGUAAGUGAGGCCUUUGUCUUGGGCGACGCAGAGCUGCAGGAACCCAGUGCCGAUGACAUCGCGCGCGUGGAUGCAAUCCGCAAGGAGACCUCUGUUGCUUAG
Molecule: messenger RNA, 2046 nt
Organism: Aspergillus mulundensis
Lineage: Eukaryota; Fungi; Ascomycota; Eurotiomycetes; Eurotiales; Aspergillaceae
Exons: 2
Coding region: 1-2046 (681 amino acids)
Biological process (GO): cellular response to oxidative stress
Cellular component (GO): cytoplasm
Source: RefSeq, a predicted model, not a curated record